CGAUCCUUGCUCAUGCGUGAGUCGCGCAUUCUACAUUGGGGUUCGACUCAUAGGGUUGCCCGCCAAACGGUAGGGGUAAGUUGGCCACGGAUCACGACUCACUUGUCUGCCGGUUCAGUCGCCUACUUGACUUCAGGACUGCCGACAGAAAACGCUGCCAAGGCCUCCCACGACACAUGCUCUCUCUCGUCCUUUCCGCGAGUCAAAACAAGUAAACAACUGAGGAGAACGCCGGCCUGCUCCGUUUCUUCAGUUCGUGAACACGUGCUCCGAGUGACAGUUGCAGACGCUAUCGCUGGUUCGAAUUGUUGUGGUGAUUGUUGCUAAUUACUGGCAAUUUAGUUCGUCGAUUGAUAAACAGUUUGAUUGAGGAGAUAGCUCCAGUAAGGUUUUCGAAAAGGUCCAGCUUGACUGUUCAAAACGGCUAUCAACCAAGAAGAGUUCUAUUUUAGGCUAAACCAUUCUGACGAAUCAGGAUGCGAGGCUGAUAUGGCAGAAGGAAGCGUGGAGGAAGACACAGGCGAAAUGUUAGGCCCCACUUUGGCUCCUGUCAUCCAUACCAUGCACACUCCAGUCCCAUCUAAUUUGAGCAGUAAAGAUGAGGAAAGUGACUGUGAAAGCAGCGUAGGUUCUCCUGAGCCAGCAUCUUUAGCCAUGGGCGCUGAUACUGGUACUGAUCUUAGCAUGACAACCAGAAACGUCCAUCAGCGGUUAGAAGCAGCGAAUGCAACUGAACAGACCGUGUCUCCUAAUAGUUCUGCUACUGCUCAUAUCAAUGGAACUAUGGCUGGACUAGUCUCGCUGCAGAAUCUCCAGAACUUGGCAUCGCUACAGAAUCUUCCACAGGUGGCCUCUUUAGCCGCAGGCCUUUCAAAUAUGGCGAAUCUGUCUGGGAAUCCCGUAGUUAAUGCACCUCUGAAUCUCAGCGUCAGUGCAUCAGCGACGAUACCACGUAGUAAUCAACUGAGCAACAUGCAAGAAUCGCCUGGCAUCAUGACGAAUCCCAUGAACUCUCAACCUCCCACCCCCAAUGCUAUGCAACCUUCCAACCCCCUUCUCACACCUCAGCAACCAGCCACGAUGCCACAGUUCAUCUUGGCUUCCGGUCAUCUAGUACAGGGCAUUCAAGGAGCGCAACUGCUCAUACCAACAUCACAAGGUUUGGCAACCCAAACGAUUCUGACAAUCCCAGUAAACCACGUGAACAGCACCGAUCAGAUGGUCAAUUUGGCGCUAAAUAAUGGUCAAGUAAUGCAAACCUCACUGGCGAAUCUACAAGCUAUGGCUCAAACCAAUUUAUUGAAUACAUCAAAUACACCUGUACCUCCAACGUCGAACGGCCACCUCAUGAACCCAGCGACACUAACCCACCUACUAUCCAAUGGAUCAGCAGCCCAACAACUACUGCAAACCCUCCCCCAAAUGCUCAACAACCACCACUCGAACCCCAACCCCCCACCAAUCAUGAACCCCCUAUCCCAACCCCUACUAUCCACCACCCCCACUUCUCAACCGGGCAGCCAGCUCAGGAGCCAGAGGGGUCCGAGUCCGAUGAGCAACAGCCCAAUCAGCGCUGGUCACAUGACCGCAGGACCUCUGAAUCCCAGCCAGAUGAACAGCAGUCACUACGCGGACAGCAAGCUGCAUAAUCCUAGCAUGCCGAUCAACGCUCCAGCUGAUUUGAUGAAUGGAGGCAGGAUAGCGAGUAAUGGAGAAAUACAUGUUGCCACCUCCCACGGGAAUAGCGCUAGUAUCAUGAAGAGGUCGCCCAGUUCCCUCUCGCCGAAUUGUACUGACAGUUCGACAGCUGAUCUUCUAGUGGAUUCGCCAAAUCAACCAACCAUCAACCAAACCAACUCGAAUGUAGUAGAUGGUAUCAACUUGGACGAGAUCAAAGAUUUUGCCAAAGCCUUCAAGCUGAGGAGACUAUCGUUAGGUCUGACGCAGACUCAAGUGGGACAAGCACUCAGUGUUACAGAAGGGCCUGCUUACAGUCAAAGUGCCAUUUGCAGUGCCCUGGCUUCUCAGAUGUUUGCCGCAGCGCAACUUUCUACACAGCAGCAAGCAAUGUUCGAAAAACUCGACAUAACGCCAAAGAGUGCGCAGAAAAUCAAGCCAGUUCUGGAGAGGUGGAUGAAAGAAGCUGAAGAUAGUCUUUCCAGGUAUAAAAGUGGCCAGAAUCAUCUGACAGACUUCAUAGGAAUGGAACCUUCCAAGAAAAGAAAACGAAGAACAUCCUUCACUCCACAGGCUUUGGAGUUACUCAAUGCCCAUUUUGAGAGGAACACACAUCCUUCAGGUACUGAAAUUACUGGUCUAGCUCAUCAACUAGGAUACGAAAGAGAAGUGAUACGAAUUUGGUUCUGUAAUAAAAGACAAGCAUUGAAAAACACUGUGCGGAUGAUGUCGAAAGGAAUGGUUUAAAUGUAUGCCCUUCGAUUAAUUUAUUUUAGCAAUUAAUGAUUGUAAAUAAUAAACAAAUAAAAAUAAUGAAGACAAUUUGGAAAUCAAAUGAAAAUAAUUGAAUCACUGGCCGGAAGAGUGUAAGGAAUAUUCAUAUUUCUUAAACUCUGCUGAUAUAUAGCACGUUUGAAGUAGGCAUCAGGUUGAUAUAGAGGUUUCAAAUUGAUACAACUUCUUUAUGAAGCAAAUUUGAAAUCAUGAUUGUAAAGAAUUCAAUUUUCCAUCAAAAUUUGCCAAUAUAUUUUGAAUUGAGAGUAAUCAUAGACUCAUCAUCUCAAAGGGACAUAAUUUUCGGUUAUGCCAAAGGUGCAACAAACUAGACGAUUUACAUUCACGCUAUGACUGCUAUGACUUGUUCUAAUCAAAAUAAAAUUGAACCUCUAAAUACGCGGCCUACUUUGUUCUCCUCAUGAAUUAUGAUAAGAGAACAAAAAAUAUUUUCGACUGAACAAUUCGAAUUUGAUUUUGAUUUGAAUACUGCAGUGAAUUAGAGAAUAUAUGCCUAUAUACCUACUUAUAAAUGAUCCACAGUUGUUUCAAUAUUUUCUCAACUUAAAUCUCCUUUAGCAACAAAGAUGAAGAGGAAACUUAAGCAAACUCGAAGUAUUCCCUAUAUCCUUGUAGAGAAAUUUAUCUUUCCAAGACCGAAUUUGUAUACGCUCCAUUGUUUGAAAUGUACAUAUAGGUUUAUCUAAAAAAUUGUACAGGAAUAUAAAUUUAUCUGAUGCGUUCUUGUAUACGAAAGGCUACAUCUGAUGAUGUCUUCACCUGUGACACUAGGAAAUAGAAAAUGUUCAUUCGAAAUAAAACUGGAUGUUUUAAUUUAGAUGCCAUGUAGAUUGUUUGUGCAUUCGUUCCCUGAUCUCAAGUCGAUUACCUAAUUUGAAGUGAAUCACACUGAACAUGUCAAAAAAUUUUAAACUUAGGAACCCAGUCAUCUCCUCAACUUUCAUUUGACAGAGACUUCUUUCAAAGAUUUUUAUCUAAUUUCAACUUCUAAUAAACACAGUCAGUAUUCAUGAAAAUAUUUGUUAUGAAAUCCAAUGGAAAUGUAUGUGAUUUUCCUCCUUAGCAAGUUGCAUUCAAGUCUAAAAUCUCUAGUGAUCAAAUCAUAUAUCGAAAAACUGUGGAUCAGAAUGACAUUGUUUUAGCAUUCACUUCAAAUAUAGUAGGUACCUUCAUAUUCAUGUAAAUUUGUAUAUAGUCCAAUGAGGAGAUUUUUGCUAAUCUCUGAAGAAACCAAAGUUCCUAUUAGAAUUAAGAUCUGUAAAUAUUUUACAAAGUGUAAUGAGUAUGAGUAGUUUAUGUAAGAAAUGAGUCAUGUUGUGUCCAUAGAUAUUAAAUAUAAGUAUACCGUGGAAUAUUAUAAUAACAAACAACUUGUAAGAUAUGAUAUGCGUAUUGUAUGUGGAUGAUACUUGUUCGUAAUUGUAGGUAUGAAAAUAAAAGAUUCACUCUUUC
Messenger RNA from Phaedon cochleariae (mustard beetle), 3924 nucleotides. The record is from the annotation of a GenBank genome assembly. Lineage: Eukaryota; Metazoa; Arthropoda; Insecta; Coleoptera; Chrysomelidae.